GCCUCUGAUCUUGUAAGCUUCAAUCAUAGUGACUCUGAGGACUGUCAACUUCUCCUAGGGCAGAUUACCCCCCAGUGCGCCAAACGCCAUAGCUCACUCGUUUAGCUACGGAAUCGAGUGAUUCAACUUUCAGUGGAAAGCUGACACUGCCAGCUACAACAUAUCCGAUUUUCAGAUCGUUUCACCGAUUGGAGUUUUUGAUAUAGCUAUUCGAAGGUCGCGAGUUUUCUGGGCGUCAUAACGAAGUGCUGCAGAAAUUUCCAAGGAGCCAUUGAAUCAUCUGCUUAUAGCCUUCUCUAACCAACAAGUGGUAUCAGAGCCUAUUAUCACGCAUUUGGGACCUAAAAUACGAUGGGAGAUAAAGAGGACUCUGGUGGAGGUGAUACUUCAGUCCAAGGAGGCAGCUCAACCCAAGAUUCUGGCAUUGCAGCGCAAAGGGGAGCGCGUACAAGCCAGGGGUCACUGCUUAAGGAGGUGCUGAAGAACUUCACCAUUGAGAAGUUCU
Messenger RNA from Closterium sp. NIES-67, 505 nucleotides. Lineage: Eukaryota; Viridiplantae; Streptophyta; Zygnematophyceae; Desmidiales; Closteriaceae. The record is from the annotation of a GenBank genome assembly.